Molecule: messenger RNA, 619 nt
Organism: Haliotis rubra (blacklip abalone)
Lineage: Eukaryota; Metazoa; Mollusca; Gastropoda; Lepetellida; Haliotidae
Product: salivary glue protein Sgs-3-like
Exons: 2
Source: RefSeq, a predicted model, not a curated record
AUGGUUUCAGCGAAAGGGACACAUGCAAGGGACACCAGCAAGAGGGACACCUGCAAGAGCGACACCAGUGUGGACCCCAGCAAGAGGGACACCUGCAAGAGGUACCCCAGAAAGAUGGACACCAGCGAGAGGAACCCCUGCAAGAGCGACACCAGUGAGGACACCAGCAAGAGGGACACCUGCAAGAGGACACCAGCAAGAGGACACCUGCAAGAGGACACCAGCAAGAGGACACCUGCAAGAGGGACACCUGCAAGAGGACACCAGCAAGAGGGACACCUGCAAGAGGACACCAGCAAGAGGACACCUGCAAGAGGACACCAGCAAGAGGGACACCUGCAAGAGGACACCAAGGACACCAGCAAGAGGGACCCCAGCGAGAGGGACCCCAGCGAGAGGGACCCCUUCAAGAAGGACCCCAGCAAGAGGGACCCCUGCAAGAGGGACCCUUGCAAGAGGGACCCCAGCAAGAGGGACACCUGCAAGAAGGACACCAUCAAGAGGGACCCUAACAAGAGUGACCCCAGCAAGAGGGACACCAGCAAGAGGGGCACCAGCAAGAAGGACCCAAGCGAGAGGGACACCUGCAAGGGACCCCAGCACAUUAAUUCUUUAUCAG